GUCACUAUAGUUUGUGUGUGGCAUUACAAAGCUGAGACCUGAGAAGUGAGAAUCAAUCAAUCAGACAAACAAAUCAGCACCGAAACAUGGCGGCGUUGACAGCGGCAGCUCGACAAGCCAUCAAUAUCGGACGCCUCUCCACACCCAAAUCUACUUCACUCCUUCAUCGCCGUGGCAUGGCUGGCUCUGCCGAUCAUCAUGGACCUCCAAGGGUGAACAUUUGGCAGGAUCCACUCUCCCCAUCUAAGUGGAAAGAAGAACAUUUUGUGAUUGCUUCUUUGACCGGAUGGGGUGUACUCAUUUACGGUAGUUACAAAUUCUUCACUGGAGGCAAGAAGGAAGAGAAAGUUGGAGAACCAAACAAGGCCUGAGGCACUACUUGGCUUUUGUCGGAGUUAGUGAUUUUUAUCUUUAUGAAGGGGAAGCCAGUUUUGGGCAGUUUUAUUAGUGGUAUUUACAUAGCACUUAAAGCAAUGGUUUAGGAUUAAUUACAUCUAUUCUAUUGAUGUUUUUAUGUAUUUUAUGUGUCUUGGUAAUAAGCUAUAACACUUUGUGGGAUACAAGCCUGCUUGCUGAUAAAUUGGCUUGCCUGAAUUUGGCUUUUAACUUUGAACUUUCUUGUUUUUCUACCA
Messenger RNA from Trifolium pratense (red clover), 632 nucleotides. RefSeq lists its product as uncharacterized. Bases 87 to 371 code for a protein of 94 amino acids. Lineage: Eukaryota; Viridiplantae; Streptophyta; Magnoliopsida; Fabales; Fabaceae. The record is from RefSeq and is a predicted model, not a curated record. The transcript has 4 exons.